Capronia epimyces CBS 606.96 is the source of this 642-nucleotide messenger RNA. Its product is annotated as uracil phosphoribosyltransferase. NCBI's taxonomy places the organism in Eukaryota, Fungi, Ascomycota, Eurotiomycetes, Chaetothyriales, Herpotrichiellaceae. The transcript has 5 exons. Bases 1 to 642 code for a protein of 213 amino acids. The record is from RefSeq and is a predicted model, not a curated record.
AUGCACGGAACUCACGUUCUGCUCCCGCAGAAUAAUCACUUGCUCAGUGCGAUGACCAUUCUUCGAGAUCAAAACACGGACAACAAGGACUUCGUCACCGCUUUUGGAAAGGUAGCUGCAGAGUUGAUAGCCAGAGCCUUGGACCAUGUGCCGGUGGAGUUUCGAGAGAUCACCACUCCCACGGGAGCCAAGUAUCAAGGAGUGAGACAUGCUACAAAAGUCUGCGGUGUCAGCGUCCUCAGAGCAGGGGCCAGUUUGGAAGACGCGCUGAGGAUUGCGUACGACGGCCCGGUGAGCUUUGGCAAGGUGUUGAUACAGCGGGACGAGAAGACUUGUCUCCCAGUCCACCUGUAUUCCAAAUUUCCUUCGAGUUUUCUAGAGAGUUUCGUGUUGAUCCUCGAGCCUAUGCUCGCGACCGGAGGCUCGGUCAGCAGAGCUAUCGAGCUCGUUCUGGAACAAGGAGUUCCGCAGGAAAAGAUCCUCGUCGUGAAUGUUAUAGCUUCGGAGCAAGCUGCCAGCCUACUUUCGGAAAAGUUUCCGAGGUUGAGUCUGGUAACAGCCGCGAUUGAUCUGAAUCUGAGUCCGGAAAGGUACAUACAGCCUGGACUUGGCGACUUCGGUGAUCGAUUCUACGGAACGUAA